Molecule: messenger RNA, 2118 nt
Organism: Blumeria graminis f. sp. triticale
Lineage: Eukaryota; Fungi; Ascomycota; Leotiomycetes; Helotiales; Erysiphaceae
Source: the annotation of a GenBank genome assembly
AUGGCGCCCAAACAAUAUCGUACGCCGCCACAGGCACCACCGCUUUUCACUGCUACGGCUUCCUCUCUUAUCAAUGAUUCAAAGCGAAUCUGUGAAAAGACUCGACUACAAAUGGAUAAAAUAGUCGAGAAUGUAACAGUAGACAAUGCCAAUUUUGCAAACACGGUUAAAAUUAUGGCAGAGGAAGAAGAUCUAGCAGGUUUGGAAACACGUAUUAUUGGCUUCUAUCAAGCCGUCAGCACUAAUUCAGAGUUGCGUGACGCUUCAAGCAAGGCUGAAGAAAUUAUGGAAGAUUUCAGUAUCGAAGCAGGGAUGCGAGAAGACAUUUUUGGUAUCGUCAAUGCUGCUUAUGAGAAGGAAAUGAAAAAGCCUAGCAACGAGGCACUGGACACAGAAAGUAUGCGACUGCUAGAAAAGGAAAGGAAGAGCUACAUACGUAAUGGUUUGGGCAUAGAAAAGGGCCCAAAACGAGACCGUUUCAAGGAAAUAAAAAAACGGCUAAGUCUGAUUGAGAUAGAAUUCCAGAAGAAUUUAAAUGAAGAAAAUGGCGAAAUUUGGUUUAACCCUAAAGAGCUGGAAGGAGUCCCAGAAGACGUGCUGCAAGGUUUUGAGAAGGGGUCGGGUGAAAAUGAGGGUAAGAUUCGAUUUACAUUCAAGUACCCAGAUUUAUUCCCUACCCUUAAGUUCGCUCUGGACUCUGAGAUCAGAAAAAGAGUGACAAUUGAAAAUGAGAAUAAGUGCAACCAAAAUAUCCCACUUUUCAAAGAAGCCAUAGUACUUCGAGAUGAAGCAGCAAGGCUAUUAGGAUACCCAGAUCACGCGACCUUUCGCAUCGAAGACAAGAUGGCCAAAACUCCUGCAACUGUAAAUGAGUUCUUAGGUGAUCUACGCUCAAGAUUAGCUGCUGGCGGCGUUAAAGAAAUGAAGCAUCUUCUGGAUAUUAAAAAAGAAGACCUUACGCAACGGGGACUUGAAACUACCUUCGACGGUAACUUUUAUCUCUGGGAUUCGAGAUUUUACAGUCGAAUGAUGAUCGAAAAGGAGUUCUUUAUCGAUGAACAGAAGAUUGCAGAAUACUUCCCACUUCAAAGCACUAUCGAAGGCAUGUUGAAGAUUUUUGAAGAGCUCUUUGGCUUUGUGUUUAUUGAGGUGGUGGGUGAAGACCGAGCAAAAAUAUCUAGUACUGGUAGGGCUGAGGAUAUUACAUGGCAUGAAGACGUCAAAAUUUUUUCUGUAUGGGAUGAUGAGGGAGAAGGCAGUGGGUUUGUUGGCUAUCUCUAUCUAGAUCUUCAUCCACGGCCAGGCAAAUACGGUCACGCUGCCAACUUUUCAUUACAGCCUGGAUUUCUUUAUCCCAAUGGCACUCGACGUUACCCUGCGACAGCUCUAGUCUGUAACUUUUCGAAGCCAACCGCUACAAAGCCUUCUCUGCUGAAACAUGAUGAAGUAGUGACACUAUUUCAUGAAUUGGGACAUGGCAUCCAUGACUUAGCGGGGCGAACCAGAUACUCGCGAUUCCAUGGUACUUCUGUCGUUCGUGAUUUUGUUGAAGCACCCAGUCAGAUGCUCGAGAAUUGGUGCUGGACUCCAUCACAACUAAAAUCUCUUAGCAGUCACUAUAUAACGAACGAGAAAAUUCCGGAUGAUUUAAUUGAAAAGCAAAUGAGUGUAAAGCAUGUUAAUGAUGCUCUUUUUAACUUACGUCAACUUCAUUUUGGUAUAUACGAUAUGACUAUUCAUACCCCAAAAGACCAUGAGGAGGCUGAGGCAUUUAAGUUGUCGGAGUUGUUCAAUGAACUUCGCGCUCAGAUCUCAGGGAUCAAGGGACCCGAAGCUCUUGGCCAGAAGAGCGAUUGGGGACACGGUCAAGCCACAUUUGGCCAUUUGAUCGGUGGAUAUGAUGCAGGAUACUAUGGGUACUUGAGUAGUCAAGUAUAUAGCGCAGACAUGUUCUAUAGUGUAUUUAAAAAAGACCCCAUGGACCCGAAAGAAGGACGUCGGUAUCGACAUAUGGUUCUUGAGAAGGGUGGCUCUCAAGACGAGAUGAAGACGCUGGUAGACUUCCUCGGUCGUAAACCGAGCACAGAAGCCUUCUACCAAGAGCUGGGUCUUGCGUAA